Molecule: messenger RNA, 981 nt
Organism: Asparagus officinalis (garden asparagus)
Lineage: Eukaryota; Viridiplantae; Streptophyta; Magnoliopsida; Asparagales; Asparagaceae
Product: EID1-like F-box protein 3
Exons: 1
Coding region: 1-864 (287 amino acids)
Source: RefSeq, a predicted model, not a curated record
AUGGAUCCAUCACUCAGCCACCUCCCCUCAACCUCACCGCACGAGCCCACCAACGACGACAACAACACCAAACCAACACACACACCGGCAUCCAUAAACGAGCAGCGUCCUCCUUCCUCGGUCUUCCGGUCGCUGAACUCGACCCCGCCGUCAUCUCCGUCGCGCCUGCCGUCAGCCGCCGCUUCCCUGCGCCUGCCCGUCGCCAAGCCGGUCUCUCUGGCGGCGAGCCUCUGGCGUUUCUCCCGCCGCGCCUCGCGAUGCGUCUCGACCCUCUCCUGCCGCCCGGUGCCGCCACCUCCAUCCCGGCGCGCGCGGCUCGGCACUUCGCAUUCGCAAAGCUCCUUCUUCUUCUGCUCCGGCUCCUCCUCCUCCUCCGUCCCCGGCCACUUCGUCCAGGUUUCCAGGUUCUCGAAAACUUCAGGCAAGAGUUUCCUGCACAAAAGAUGUCAUGGGGAUCUGCUUUACGUCAGCGACCCCUGCGAGCAUUGCGUUGCGGGUGGGGAUGAGGAGGAGGAUCUGGGGAUGUACAGGGGGGUUUUCCGGGGGUUUAUGAGGUCGAGGACGAGGGCGUGUUUGAUAAGCAAGCAGGCGAGGCUAGAGAACAGGGUUAGGUGUCCUUAUUGUGGAGCCAGGGUUUGGAGCAUGAGAGGGGCGAGGAUGGUGCCCAAGAGCGCAUCAAGGAGGCUGGGCUGUCCUGAAGAGGGGCUCGAGUAUUUUGUCUGUGUUAAUGGACACUUGCAUGGGAUUUGUUGGUUAGCUCACUUGUCUGAUGAUGGUGGUGGCGGUGAUGAUGGCGAAGAUGGAGAGGACGAGGAUGAUGAUGACGAGGAUGAGGACGAUGGUGACGGGCACAUUGCCUAUUGAGAGGGAGAGAUAUUGGCGAUUUUGUUGAUUUGGUUCUUGAUUUGUUGUUUAAUUUACUUUUUGUGUUCGAUUUUAGUGUUAAUGCUGAGCUUUAGAUCUGUAGUUUGUUGUUCCCAA